Molecule: messenger RNA, 3425 nt
Organism: Alexandromys fortis (reed vole)
Lineage: Eukaryota; Metazoa; Chordata; Mammalia; Rodentia; Cricetidae
Gene: Sh3kbp1
Product: SH3 domain containing kinase binding protein 1
Exons: 18
Coding region: 360-2357 (665 amino acids)
Biological process (GO): actin filament organization; cell migration
Molecular function (GO): protein binding
Source: RefSeq, a predicted model, not a curated record
AGCAGGCUCUGAGCCGGCCGCCUUGCACAGGGCAGGGCGGUGAUUUUUUUUUUUUUUCUUUUUCGCAAUUUCCACUCUCGGAGAGCAGGAAACCCGGAGGCAGCCGGGCGCAGCGGGGCCGCGAUGCAGCAGCAGCAGCAGGAGUCGCCCCAGGGCAGCAGCGGCAGCGGCAGCAGAGGCAGCAGCGGGCGGCGCUGAGCCUCUACCACCGUUACUGAGGAAGAAGCCGACCCCCAGCUGCAGCCGCGUCCCAACGCCCGUGUCCCCGAUCCCCGCGCCGCGACCUCGGCGCUCCGAACCCCACGCCCGGUUCCGCCAACUUUAACGCUGCUUCGGCGGCUCGGCCGGGCUUGGCGCCAAUGGUGGAGGCCAUAGUGGAGUUUGAUUACCAGGCCCAGCACGACGAUGAGCUGACGAUCAGCGUGGGUGAGGUCAUCACCAACAUCAGGAAGGAGGAUGGAGGCUGGUGGGAGGGGCAGAUCAACGGCAGGAGAGGUUUGUUCCCUGACAACUUUGUAAGAGAAAUAAAGAAGGAUAUGAAGAAAGACCCUCUCGCCAAUAAAGCUCCAGAGAAGCCCAUGCUCGAUAUAGCCAGUGGAAGUGCUUUGCUGUCUUCUGAAGGCAUUUUAAGAACCAAUAAGCGAGGAGAGCGACGGAGACGCCGAUGCCAGGUGGCGUUCAGCUACCUACCCCAGAAUGACGACGAGCUGGAGCUGAAAGUUGGAGACAUCAUAGAGGUUGUAGGGGAGGUAGAGGAAGGAUGGUGGGAAGGUGUACUUAACGGCAAGACUGGAAUGUUUCCUUCCAACUUCAUCAAGGAGCUGUCGGGGGAGUCGGAUGAGCUUGGCAUUUCCCAGGAUGAGCAGCUGUCCAAGUCAAGCUUAAGAGAAACCACAGGCUCCGAGAGCGAUGGGGGUGACUCAAGCAGUACCAAGUCCGAAGGUGCCAACGGGACAGUGGCAACUGUAGCCAUCCAGCCCAAGAAAGUCAAAGGAGUGGGCUUUGGCGAUAUCUUCAAAGACAAGCCAAUUAAACUGAGACCAAGGUCAAUCGAAGUAGAAAAUGACUUCCUGCCGGUAGAAAAGACAAUUGGGAAGAAGUUACCUCCAGCCACGUCAACUCCAGAUCCAUCAAAACCAGAAAUGGACAGCAGGACAAAGGCCAAGGAUUACUGCAAAGUAAUAUUUCCAUAUGAGGCCCAGAAUGAUGACGAAUUGACAAUCAAGGAAGGAGAUAUAGUGACUCUCAUCAAUAAGGACUGCAUCGAUGUAGGCUGGUGGGAAGGAGAGCUCAAUGGCAGACGAGGAGUGUUCCCUGAUAACUUCGUGAAGUUACUUCCACCGGACUUUGACAAGGAAGGGAAUAGACCCAAGAAGCCACCACCUCCGUCCGCUCCUGUCAUCAAACAAGGAGCAGGUACCACAGAGAGAAAACACGAAAUUAAAAAGAUACCCCCUGAAAGACCAGAGACACUUCCAAACAGAACAGAAGAGAAAGAAAGACCAGAGAGAGAGCCAAAACUGGAUUUACAGAAGCCUUCUGUUCCUGCCAUCCCACCGAAAAAGCCUCGGCCACCUAAGACCAAUUCUCUGAACAGACCUGGUGCAUUGCCCCCAAGAAGACCCGAGCGACCAGUGGGCCCACUGACGCACACCAGGGGUGACAGUCCAAAGAUUGACUUGGCGGGCAGCGCACUCUCUGGCAUCCUGGAGAAGGACCUCUCAGACCGCAGCAAUGACAUUGACCUAGAAGGUUUUGACUCUGUGGUAUCAUCUACUGAGAAACUCAGCCACCCAACCACAAGCAGACCAAAAGCUACGGGAAGGCGGCCUCCAUCUCAGUCGCUCACAUCUUCCUCCCUUUCAAGCCCCGAUAUCUUUGACUCCCCAAGUCCCGAAGAAGAUAAAGAGGAACACAUUUCGCUUGCGCACAGAGGACUAGACGUGUCGAGGAAGACUUCCAAGACUGUUACCAUAUCCCAAGUGUCGGACAACAAGGCAUCCCUGCCACCCAAGCCAGGGACCAUGGCAGCUGGCAGCAGUGGGCCAGCCUCUCUCUCUUCAGUGGCAUCCUCGCCCAUGCCAUCCUCUUUGGGAACAGCUGGACACAGAGCCAAUUCUCCGUCUCUGUUCAGCACAGAAGGAAAACCAAAGAUGGAGCCUGCAGCCAGCAGCCAGGCUGCUGUAGAGGAGCUUAGGACCCAAGUCCGGGAGCUGAGGAGCAUCAUUGAGAGCAUGAAGGACCAGCAGAAACGUGAGAUUAAGCAGUUACUGUCAGAGCUGGAUGAAGAAAAGAAAAUUCGGCUUCGGUUGCAGAUGGAAGUGAGUGACAUAAAGAAAGCGCUUCAAUCAAAGUGAACUCUUGAUAAUUGAGAUGUUACAUUUUUCACCCUGAGUCCGAGACUCAAAUUUUCUGCCCCAGCCAAAAUCAUCUUGUGCCAAAAGAUUAAAGGUUUGCCUCAACAUGUCCCUGUUUGAAUGAUUAGCACAAAAGUCUUGAUAGCACAACACAAAUUCCAUCCAAGAGGAGACUCUCUCCCAUGGUGUCAUCCUGGGUCUGGCAGUGGUUGUGAUUCAUAGCCAAUUGUGCUAAAGGCUUUUCUACCUUGAGAUCUCCUGCGAAAUGAAAACUCAGGCAGUUUAGUCCAGAGUAGUACUAUUUUGAUGAUAUUUUCCAUUAAUAAAAUGUAAUUUCAGAUUCUUCGUUUACAGGCUUUAUAAUUUUAUGAUUUUUUAAAACCGUGUUUUGUCACAGAUGCCCCUAGUGUUUGUGCUAACCUAGUCAAAAGCAAAUGUCUUGCUCACUUGCUGCAGGUGGAAUGAACGCCACCUGGCUUUGUAUUCCCCUUUAGGAUUCUGUUACAUGUGCAAUUUGAGGUCCAACCCUUUCCUUUCCCUGCCGGCCAACCCCCACCACUCGAAGAGAAAUUUUAGCUUAUAUAUGAUGGUAUAUUUACAAAAAGAGAAAGAGAAAAUCUGGUAUUUGCAGUGAUCUGUGCCUUCUUUCUACCACCCUCUUGAUUGGAGCUUUUGUGAUGCAGCUACCAUGAUUCCAAAUAGAAAAAAAAAAAAAACAAAAAAAAAAUAAAAACAAAAAAAAAACCAAAACAAAACAAAAAAAACAAACAAAAAAACAGCCACUUAUCCUUGUCCACUAGAGGCCGCUGUCUUCGCAGCUUCUCUCACCAUAGCCAAAGGUCCUAAGAGGAGACAGCUGGCAAGUCUGGCCCUGCUCUUUGGUACCAGCUGUGACUUUUCAGUUUCGCCCAUUUUGAGGUUGUUCAUGAAACUAGAAAUGUCAUUCCAGCUUGAUUGUUUUAUCAUCAGCCAAGUUAAACCCCUGCUUCCUGCCUUUUACACCUAUUGCGUGAACAGAAUAUGCAUUAUUAAAGCAAAAAUAAAUAAAAAUAAAAUGCAAAUAAAAAC